AUGCUAACCAUCUGGAUCCGCGGGUUUCCUGCUGUUAUUCGAUGCUGUUCCGCAUUCAUGCGAUCUCUCUUCCCUCGUGUCGUCCGGCUCCUCGUUCUCUCUUCUUUCGGCACGUGCUCUUUUUUCCUUUCCCCCUGCUCUCGUUUCCUUCCCCCCUGCUCUCUUUUCCUUCCCCCCUGCUCUCUUUUCCUUCCCCCCUGCUCUCUUUUCCUUCCCCCCUGCUCUCCUUUCCUUCCCCCCUGCUCUCUUUUCCUUCUCCCCUGCUCUCUUUUCCUUCCCCCCUGCUCUCUUUUCCUUCCCCCCUGCUCUCUUUUCCUUCCCCCCUGCUCUCUUUUCCUUCCCCCCUGCUCUCUUUUCCUUCCCCCCUGCUCUCUUUUCCUUCUCCCCUGCUCUCGUCUCCUGCCUGACUCGUGUGCGCAGUCCACGGCGGAGGGGGAACGCUGUGUGGUAAAUUCUCUGGGGGGAGAGUGUGUGGGCGCGGGAGUGGAUCCAGCACCUGCAUCUGCUGCUCAGGGCGGGUCGUCCCCACCCACACCACCACCACCGGGCAUUGCGGCACCAGCUCCUGCUGCUCCUGCUCUCACCGCCUCUCUUGCCAACACGCCCCAUGCAACUCCUCCUGCUGCUGUGGCGCCCGGAGGAGCAGCAGCUGCUGCUGCUGCUGGGGUUGGCAAUGGUGAAUGGGGAGUGCCGCCCACCUCCGGUGCGCAUCAGCAUAUGGUAGCACAAGGAACGGUGCAGCAAGGAGCAGUGCUGCACCAAGCGGUGCAGAACGGUUCCCCUCGAAAUCCUACUUGUAGCGAGCCGUCUUUUGCUGCAGAUCCUUCCUCUGUGUCGCUUGCUGCUGCUCCGUCUGCCACCUGUGUUUCUCCCCCACCGGAUUUCGUUGUUGCGUCUGCUCUGUAUGCCACUCAGCUGACUGCCCCCACUUGCUCACCUGUUUCAAGCCCUGCUGCAAAACCUGCUACGUGUCCCGUUACAAGUCCAGUAUCAAAUCCUGUUACAAGCCCCGUUUCAAAUCGUGUUUCAAGCCCCGUUUCAAAUCCUGUUACAAGCCCCGUUAGAAAUCCUGCAACGAAGCUAGUCACAAGUAGGGUCGCGCCAGGUCAUGUGGGGGCAGCAAGCACGGGCCAGCAGCAGGGCGCACUGAUCGGGGGUGCUGCCUCCGCCCAGCUCAUGGCCUCUCUCACUGCAGCACCAGCGGUGGGACCAGGAGCUGUGGCGAGUACAGGAACAAAAUUGUCGCCAGCGAGAGCAGUAGGCGCAGGGGCAGCAGGCAGCAGCGCGCAGCACCCUGCAGUUGCAGCAGUAGGCGCAGGAGGAGGGGGAGGCGGAGGAGGUGCAGCGGAGAGUGCAUCACAGUUGUCAGAAGCACUUGCGGCCGCAGCAGCAGGGGGUGGCGCGGGGACAGGGGGAGCAGCGGGGGCGCAGCUGUCAGCAGCGCUGGCAGCAGCCGGGGGCAGCAGCGCGCAGCUGUCGGCUGCACUGGCGGGCCUCACGGGGACUGGCAGAGGCGCCGCCUCCAAUGAACCCCGACUCAGGGACGUGCUCAGUGACCCCCUCACGGGUCGAUUGCUUGAUGACGCCGUGGUGGGGUGCUGCGGCCAUUCCUUCGGAGGGGCAACGCUGGCCGUUGUGCGCGAAUCAAGCACGUGUCCCGAGUGUGGCGCACACAUAGACGCCGCCACGCUCACCCCCAACCUCACCCUGCGUGCCGCCGUCGCUGCCUUCCGCCGCGAGUCCAGCUCCCUCGCUGCCGCCGCCAUGGCUGCUGCCGCUGCCGCUGCCGCCCAGUUCCAUCUGCUCUCUCUCACGCCUCCCUGCUUUCCCCCACUGUUCCUCCUCCCCUCUUCCACCCCGCCAAUUCAACCCGUCCCCCAGCUAUCCGCGGACACGCCCACCCACGCGCACCACCACGCGUCCUCAGCCUCACAGCACUCCCCUUCACUCUCCUUCGCCGUCGCCGCUGCCGCCGCCGCAGCCACAGCAGCCGGCUCUCCACCAGCAGUGCCCAUGGGGGGCCGAGGAGGGGCAUCCCUCCUCGCCUCCUUCGCCGCUUCCGCCUCUCCCACUGCCUCCAAGCCCGCUGCCCCGCUCCAAACCCUCCCUGGUCCGGCCCGAACCAGCUACGCUGCGCCAGGCUCGGUCACCGCCGCCAGCCUCCGAGCCUCAGCCGAGGCUCCCCAGCCGGGCACACAGCAGCCCGCCCAUCCUGCACCUGUCCGGCCGGUCCGGUCGUCCAGCACGGCCCAGUUCCCAUUCCGAGUGAACGACGUGGUGCUGAUAAAGGGCAACAAGCGCACACCGGAGCACUUCAUCGGGCGCAAGGCCAUCAUCACGACGCAGUGCCUCAACGGGUGGUACAUGGUGCGCACUCUCGAUGGCGCUGCUGACGAGGUGCGCCUGCAGUACCGGUCCCUGGAGAAGAUCCAUGCUGCUGCCGCUGCUGGGGGAGGAGGGGCAGGGGGGAGUGGAGGGGGUGGAGGAGCGGAUGGGGUUGGUGCUGGUGGGGUUGCGGGGGGGGGGAGUGUGGUGACAGGUGGGGGAGGAGGAGGGAGUGGGGGCGGGGGGAGAGGAGGGGUGGGUGGAGGCGAGGGGGAGAGUCAUCGGCUGCUGCCGCCAGCUGGGGUGCCCAAGGGGCGAGGGGGAGGGCAUGGUGGAGCGCGCAGGGAGACCAAAUCCAAACCUUUCAUCCCACUCCCACAACACCCCCCCCCCGGUCCCCUACCUACCCACCUCUUUCCGCCACGCCCCUUCCAACUCUCCUCUUCCUCCCGCCCUGUCUGUGUCCCUGCCUGCCAACUCUCCACCUGGUCGCCCCCUUCUCGCGGCAGUGGGGCGGGGCAGGGGAGGCCGGGGGGCGGGGAGGGCGGCAACAAAUGCAUCGCCCAUCAGCACGCCAGCGUCACUCUGCGGCAGUCUCUCCACGCCCAACGCGUCCCUCUGGACCGCCUCUCCAUGCCCAGCGCCUCCUUCUGGACCAGUGCGUCGCUCUCCUCCUCCACUCGUCCCCCUGCCUGUGUUGCUCCCCCUCUUCUGCCUCUUCCUCUUGCCUGUCUACCUUGUGCCUCCUGUUCUCCCCCUACUCUCUCCCCUCCCCAACCCCCCGGCUACUCCUGUGUUGCUCGCUCUGCUCUGCCCCGUUCGGUGGCAGGUUCGGCAGCAGCAUCGGAUGCAGCAGGGGGAGCAUCACGGUCAGUGUCAGUGUCGGGGGACUUUGGCAUGUGCAGCGGGCCGGCAGGGGAGGUGGAGCAGGGCGCCAUGUCCACCACUCCCAGAAGCGGCACCUCCCAUGUCACCCGCAUGUCCCAUGCCGCCCCCAUGCCCCACAUGCCUCAUGUGCCCCACAUGCAUGGUCCUGGUGGUGCUAUGGUUGUGAAUACACCGCACACUAGCAUGUCAACGCCCCAUCACGCCAUGCCGUCUGCCCACCACAGCUCAUCAACGGCUCCACAGAGCACGGUGGUUUAUCCGACGGCCAGCAGCGCGCCCACCACGCCGGCAUCCAUUGGUCAUGCUGCCAUGCCCGUGCCUGCUAGCCCAGGUUCGGCCGUGCCUGCCAGUCCAGGUCCGGCCGUAGCAGCAAGCCCAGGCUCGGUGGGGCGAGUGCAGCGAGGGCUGGGUGUGCAGGCGAGCCCAGGCUCGGCAACUUUCCGGCCCUUGUUCCAGACAGGCCGGGGGUAUGCGGCGGAGAGAACCGAUCCUGGAGGAGGUUCGGUAGCGGCAGGGGCGGCAGGAGUAGCAGGAGGCAGAGGUGAGGGGUCCGGUGUAAUGGGCGAGGGGACAGGUCUUACGGGCUCAGCUCAGGCACCGGGAUUCGGUGCACCGAAGGCGGUGAGCUCAUCAGCGGUCGAAUCUUUGACAGUGGGCGCAGCGGCAGGUGGUGGUGUGGCAGCAGGGACGGGGGGGGAAGCAGGGCAGGGGCAUUCCCUAGCAAUGGGCGGUCAGAGGCCAACUGAAGGGGUUCUGAGGAGUGAAGUGUAUGGGCAGCAAGUGGGUGUGCAGACUACAGGGCAGUGUAUGGUGCAGCAGCCCCUAGGUCAGCAGCAGUGGAGCGCCGCACAGGGGGCAGGACUGCGGCAAGGAGGAGCAGAGACGGCGCAGGUGUGGCAGGCAGCAGUGCAGGGGCAGGGGGGCACUGCCGUGCAAGGGGCAGGGGGCGUGAUGCAGAUGCAGAAUCCGAUGAGCCUGCCAUGCUAUGAGCUGCCAUGCUAUGAGCUGCCAUGCUAUGAGCUGCCAUGCUAUGAGCUGCCAUGCUAUGAGCUGCCAUGCUAUGAGCUGCCAUGCUAUGAGCUGCCAUGCUAUGAGCUGCCAUGCUAUGAGCUGCCAUGCUGUGAGCUGCCAUGCUGUGAGCUGCCAUGCUAUGAGCUGCCAUGCUGUGAGCUGCCAUGCUGUGAGCUGCCAUGCUAUGAGCUGCCAUGCUAUGAGCUGCCAUGCUAUGAGCUGCCAUGCUGUGAGCUGCCAUGCUGUGAGCUGCCAUGCUAUGAGCUGCCAUGCUAUGAGCUGCCAUGCUGUGAGCUGCCAUGCUGUGAGCUGCCAUGCUAUGAGCUGCCAUGCUAUGAGCUGCCAUGCUAUGAGCUGCCAUGCUAUGAGCUGCCAUGCUGUGAGCUGCCAUGCAAUGAGACGCCCACCUAUGAGCUGCCAUGCUAUGAGCUGCCAUGCUAUGAGCUGCCAUGCUAUGAGCUGCCAUGCUAUGAGCUGCCAUGCUAUGAGCUGCCAUGCUAUGAGCUGCCAUGCUAUGAGCUGCCAUGCUAUGAGCUGCCAUGCUAUGAGCUGCCAUGCUAUGAGCUGCCAUGCUGUGAGCUGCCAUGCUGUGAGCUGCCAUGCUAUGAGCUGCCAUGCUGUGAGCUGCCAUGCUGUGAGCUGCCAUGCUAUGAGCUGCCAUGCUAUGAGCUGCCAUGCUAUGAGCUGCCAUGCUGUGAGCUGCCAUGCUGUGAGCUGCCAUGCUAUGAGCUGCCAUGCUAUGAGCUGCCAUGCUGUGAGCUGCCAUGCUGUGAGCUGCCAUGCUAUGAGCUGCCAUGCUAUGAGCUGCCAUGCUAUGAGCUGCCAUGCUAUGAGCUGCCAUGCUGUGAGCUGCCAUGCUAUGAGCUGCCAUGCUAUGAGCUGCCAUGCUAUGAGCUGCCAUGCUAUGAGCUGCCAUGCUAUGAGCUGCCAUGCUAUGAGCUGCCAUGCUAUGAGCUGCCAUGCUAUGAGCUGCCAUGCUAUGAGCUGCCAUGCUGUGAGUGCUGUGAGCCCAGCCCAGCUGCUCUUUCUCCAGCUUCUUUGGCUCCUCUCCCACGUGCUGCUCUCUCCCACGUGCUGCUUUCUUAA
This is a messenger RNA of Closterium sp. NIES-65, 5310 nucleotides long. The record is from the annotation of a GenBank genome assembly. Lineage: Eukaryota; Viridiplantae; Streptophyta; Zygnematophyceae; Desmidiales; Closteriaceae.